AUGGAAGUUACUUCUGCAAUCCAUCGUCUCUGUCUCUUUCACGAAGAACCGCGAUUCUCCUCUUCCACACUCUUGCGCUCUCAAAGAGGAACAGCACCUUGUAAAUAUCCAUUUUUCAAUUGUGCUUCUAAAACUGGUUUCUUAGGCAUCCCCAAGCAGCAAAGAAACGUGUUGAGGGUAUCAUUUUGUCCCAAAAUUGACUUAAGUGGAUCUCGUUACUGUUACAAAUUGAAUCUUCAAAAUAAACUCCCCAGGGAUGUUAUUGUAAGAUCCGAUAUUACUGCAGCCGGGUCUGCAGGAGAAGACUAUUCAAUACCUGAGCUCAAAUUGGAAGCAAAAGUUAGGGGAGUUUGUUUUUACGCCGUUACUUCCUUUGCUGCAAUAUUUCUUUUUGUGUUGAUGUUGGUUGGACAUCCAUUUGUGCUCCUGUUUGAUCGUUACCGGAGAAAGUUCCAUUAUUUUGUUGCCAAACUCUGGGCUACGCUGACUGUCACUCCGUUUUUCAAAAUUGAAUAUGAAGGGUUGGAGAACCUUCCGCCUCCGGAUACUCCUGCCGUGUAUGUUUCCAAUCAUCAGAGUUUUCUAGACAUAUAUACUCUUUUAACUCUCGGAAGAAGCUUUAAAUUCAUAAGCAAGACUGGGAUAUUCCUUUUUCCAGUAAUUGGGUGGGCAAUGUUUCUUUUGGGUGUUAUUCCUUUGAAGCGCAUGGACAGCCGAAGCCAGAUGGAGUGUUUUAAAAAAUGCAUGGAUCUCAUCAAGAAAGGUGCCUCUGUUUUUUUCUUUCCUGAGGGAACACGCAGUAAAGAUGGAAAGUUAGGUGCAUUCAAGAAGGGAGCUUUCAGCAUUGCUGCAAAGACUAAAGUACCAGUUGUACCAAUUACUCUUAUUGGAACCGGCCAAAUCAUGCCUGCAGGAAGGGAGGGUAUUGUUAACUCAGGUUUCGUGAAAGUUAUUAUACAUAAACCUAUAGAUGGUAAUGAUCCUGACAUGUUAUGCAAAGAAGCUAGAAAUAAAAUCGCAAGUGUGCUGACUCAAGCCUGA
This is a messenger RNA of Lathyrus sativus (Indian pea), 1041 nucleotides long. Lineage: Eukaryota; Viridiplantae; Streptophyta; Magnoliopsida; Fabales; Fabaceae. The record is from the annotation of a GenBank genome assembly.